This is a messenger RNA of Scylla paramamosain (green mud crab), 838 nucleotides long. Its product is annotated as heme-binding protein 2-like. Bases 153 to 758 code for a protein of 201 amino acids. The record is from RefSeq and is a predicted model, not a curated record. The transcript is spliced from 6 exons. Lineage: Eukaryota; Metazoa; Arthropoda; Malacostraca; Decapoda; Portunidae.
GUGUCUAAUCUUCAGUCAAGUUAUAUAGCCAGGUGAAAGAAGCAGGUGUGCGUCUCCUCCAGGUGUACUUCUGAAAGUCUUCCUAGCCCCUAACCACCACGACCACCACCACCACUGCUACUAUCGGUGCCAUCAUAAGACUCCUGCUCAAGAUGAGGUUCUUAACAUCAUCUUUCUACCUGCUGGCGAUCCAAUUAGUCCUUCUGCAAGUGGCGGAGGCGCAGAUUAGGGAAGAUGUGAGCGAGAUAGCGCCCUACACUGUCGUCAGGGAGGCUCAGGGUUACGAGGAGCGCGCCUACCCCUCCGCACACUGGGUCUGUCACAACACCUCCCUUCAGGACCCCGGUCUGACCGCUGACUCCUUCUGGCCUCUCUUCGGCUACAUCUCAGGAGCAAACCUCAAUGCUGUAUCCAUCCCCAUGACCGCGCCAGUCACAGUGAGGGUGCAGAAGGAUAACCAGACAGGGAACUGGAAUACCAUGAUGUGCUUCUACAUACCGGAGGCCCACCAGGAGAGCCCGCCCGCCCCCUACAGCGAGGAUGUGGACGUGGUGAUGAGGCCCGCCAUGAAUGUUUUCGCCAACCGCAAAGGAGGGAACCUGACGACUGAGGAGUGGGCAACCUUCGCAGAAGAGUUCAAGGCCACUCUAACUACUGAGGAGCCAACAGCUGACCUCUCCACCUACUAUAUCGUUGGCUACGACUCCCCAAGCAAGGCCACCAACCGCAGGAACGAGGUGUGGUUCCAGAGGACGUAAAACAAGUCCUGACCUAAAUUAACAUACUCUCUACAGGCAGUACAAGGAAUCAAUAUAUAUAUAUAUAUAUAUAUAUAUAU